UCUCUUCCUGGAGUCUCUGCCAUGGCUGCCGCUCGGAGUCCCGUCCGCGAUCUCUGCGAGGAAGCCACUUGCCCCAUCUGCCUGGAGUAUUUCAGGGAUCCAGUGAUCAUUCAUGAGUGUGGGCACAACUUCUGUCGAUCCUGCCUGAUCCGGUGCUGGGAGUCAUCCGAGGGAGAGGCUUCCUGCCCUCAGUGCAGGGAAACGGUUGAGCAAAGCAGUAUCACGAGAAACCAGCAGCUGGCAAAUGUUGUAGAAAUAAUUAAGAAAUUCAGCCAUCUGGGGGGGAAAGAGGAGGCAGAAGGAAAAGGAAGAGUCUGUGAGAAGCACCAGGAGCCCCUGAAGCUCUUCUGCCACGAGGACGGAAGCCCCAUCUGUGUCGUGUGUAAUGUUUCCAAGGAGCACAAAAGACACGAGGUGGUUCCUCUAGAGGAGGCGUCCCAGGAAUACAAGAAGCACGUGGAAGCAGAGAGAGAAAAGACUGUGGCUGAGUUCAGGCGACUCCACCAGUUUCUGGAAGAACAGGAGAAACGUCUUUUGGCCCAGAUGACAGAAGUGGAGAAGGAGAUUGCAGCAAAAAGGGAGGAGCACCUGGCCAGACUCUCCGGGGAACUCUCCUCUCUUGACAGCCUCAUCCGGGAGAUGGAGGAGAAGCUUCAGGAACCAGCGAGUGAACUCCUGCAGGAUAUUGGAAGCUUCUUGCAGAGGUCUCAGGUGAAGGAGAACUUAGAGAAUCCUCCUGUGGCUUUUCCUCCUGACCUGAAGUGGAGGAUCUGGGACUUCAGCGAUAUAAAUCUCUUCCUGGAGGCUGUCACGAAGAAAUUCAGAGACACACUGGAAUAUGGACUUCAGCUGCAAAAAGAACAUGUAACUUUGGAUCCAGACACAGCAAAUCCCUGGCUCAUCCUGUCUGAGGAUCGAAAGAGUGUGAGAAAGGGAGAAGUGCGUAAAGACCUGCCAAACAACCCUGAGAGAUUUGACACACAUUUCUAUGUGCUGGGAUGUGAGGGUUUCACAUCAGGCAGACAUUUCUGGGAGGUCAUUGUAGGAAGAGAGGAGAGAUGGGAGGUGGGGGUUGCCAGAAAGUCUGUGAAGAGGAAGGGUGUUUUCUCUUUUGGUCCUAUUGAAGGGAUCUGGGGUUUGGGGAAGUGGCUUGGUGGGUACAAGUUAUGUUCCCCCCAUGAGGACCCUGUUCCAAGUGAGGAGCCCAAGAGGAUCCGAGUGACCCUGAACUGUGAAGGGGGACGGGUGUCCUUUUAUGAUGCUGAUACAACAGCCCUUCUCCACACAUUCUCAGCAGCCUCCUUAUCUGGAGAGAUCCUCCUGCCCUUGUUUUACGUGAGCGAGAAAGCAAACCUGAGACUCUCUUGACUGAAGGUGCAGACAGACAAGCGUAUAUUUAUUGCCAUUAUGGCACAUUCAGUCUCAUCUUCAGCACUGAGCAGACAGGCACUUAAGGAGAAACCAUAUUUGCAGAACUGUGAUUGGCCAUCCCUUGUGUCAAUCAUGAUGCAACUCUCCCUUCUCAGGCCAGUUUGUAAAUGACACUGAUGGAUUGGGUCCCCUGUCAGUCCCCAAACUUGCCUGUUCUCUCUCCCUUGGGAAUCGGCUAUUUCUGUCAGUGCAAGAGGUGCAAAGGGGGAAAGAAGCAAGAAAAUAAUUUAGGAAACAACAGCAACCCCCCCCAUUCCUGUUUUGAUGUACAGUAGUGCCUCGACUUACGAAUUUAAUCCAUUCCGAAGACACCUUCAUAGGUCGAAAAAUUCGUAAGUCAAAAAGCGCCAUUGGAAACGCGAUUUCCCAUAGGAAUGCAUUGGAAAUGGAAAAAUUCGUAAGUCGAAGCAACCCUAUCUAAAACCGCCGCAAUUUCCAUUCGGAUGUCGAAAAAUUGUAAGCGUGCGGCCAUUUGCCCCAUUCGUAAGUCGAAAAAUUCGGUUGUCGUGUCAUUCGUAAGUCAAGGUACCGCUGUAGUUCUUUCUCCAACCUCCAAAUCUGACUUAAGAUUGGUAGAGAUAAUACCAUCCUCUUUUCUUAGUAAAAUCAGAAUUAUGCACGGGCCUCACUUAAAACCUUCCUCUGCCUCAAUCCUGCUCUGAUUCUCCCCCAAGACCUCCACUGGCCAGGGAGAUGGAAGUUCCAAAAUCCCUUUUUUGCUGCUACUCAGGAAAUCUUAUGUGGCAAUUCAGCAAAAUCAGAAAGCUGUUUGCUAGUUGAGUACAGUCAGCCCAGAACUCACACACAACUUAAUUACUGUGAUCGCAGCCUGGCAUCCUUCGUCAAAACACAACUUGAUAAAUGGAAAGAGGGUGAGAGACCAGGAAAUAUUGUUGGAAAGGACUGUGUGAGAUCUUACAAAAGUCUCCAGAGUCCAGAAAGCCUUUGGCAGUGGUGGAAAGAGUUUCUAAGUCCACCGUGCGUCUCGGACUCUAGAAAGGUUGCAUAAAGCUCUCAAGAUCUCUGGCUUCGGACAAGUACGGAAGAUUACUUGGGGGGGGCAUUUUCCGGGGUCUUCCUGACUUAUGCAAUAUUGCCUUUGAAUGCUGACCCCAGAAACCUAACCACCGUGCAGGUUUUGGGCCUCAAUGUAACAAAAUCCCCUCUGACAGUGAAGAGCCUCUGUCAGAAGUUCUGAGGAGAAAACAUUUACAAUCUAGAGGAUGUCCGGGGGGGGGGGGGGGUUAGAUUCCCACAUAUACAAUUAUUUUCUCCAAGGUGCUUUGUAGCAAAGUGUCAGAUACAUACCUGUAUUUUUAGAGAUCCCCUCUUCUUAACCUUUUGUAUAACGGGCCUGGAAGAAUUUGGGAAUAUGUUUCAUGUGCUAACAUGUUUUAUUUUAUUGAAGAUUGUAUUUCAUAUUGCUCCUAUGUUGUUUUGAACUCAACAGUAUAAUAUCCAUUCCCCAUGACCCUUCCGCCAGGGAUUUUAGGAGGGUAAUAUCCUGUUUUACCCUCAGAGGAACCCUGUGAGGUAGAAGAGGCUAGGCCGAGAGACUUAGAAAAAGGAAACACAUUAAAGUUUAUGGUCAAAAGGGAUUUGAACCUGGGCCUUGUUAUCCCAAGUCCAACACACUGGGCACUGAGAAUCUGAAAUAUUAACAAGGGUCCCUUCAGAGAUGUGCUUGAAAGCCCUCCCUGCAAAGUCCCUCUAUAUCAGGCAUCCCCAAACUUCGGCCCUCCAGAUGUUUUGGACUACAAUUCCCAUCAUGCCUGACCACUGGUCCUGUUAGCUAGGGAUCAUGGGAGUUGUAGGCCAAAACAUCUGGAGGGCCGAAGUUUGGGGAUGCCUGCUCUAUAUGUUGUAGCUCCUGUGUUGUUCAGACCUUCCUGUGUUGACAGUGUAUGUCUGCAGGAGGAGUCUAUCCAGUUGUGAGUGAGUGGCAGAUUUCAGGGGUUUCCAUGCAUAAGCUCGUAUUUCGCAUCUGGAUCUCAGCAUUCUGAUUAAAAAUGAAAUUAAAUCCCCCCAAGUCUGAAGUCUGCCCAUUCCUUUAUUUAUGGGAAUCACACAAACAGGAGAGAAGUAAGUCUCAGCGGUAUCUGCCAUGUCAGUGAGAGAGCAGGUAUCCUAUUGACGCCCUACUUUUUAACACACAGUUGUGGGCAAAUGGAAGGGGGGAAAUGAAAAGAAUGCCUAUUGCAAUAGUUCCCCACCCCAUUUUUUAAAAAGAAAUAUCUUUAUUGUUUAAAAAGGCAUAAAUACAAUCAAUACAAGAUACACACAUAUUCACACAUUCAAAAAAAGAGAGUUAUAUAAAGGAUCAAAAAAGACAAAAAGGACAAAAAGAAAAAAGAAGAAAAAAAGAAUUUAAAAAGAGAUAAAAAUAAAGAUUGGUCUUCCAAUUAUUCCGUCUGUAACUUCUGUUAUUCCUAAUUUCUUGCACAUUCAUAGAUAAGUUAACUACUUUUUUUUUAUUCAUAUAUUGUAACUCAGAUUCAGCCUAAACCCACUAUCAGAGAUUUCGAUAUUCCGUUUUUCAUUAGAUAUUCUUCAAAUAUCUCCCAUUCUUUCUUCACUUUUUGUUUUGUUUGCCCUCUUAUUCUUGCAGAUGUUGUUGCCAGUUGGAUAUAUUCUACCAUUAACGUUUGCCAUUCUGCUGUAUUUGGUACCUUCUCUGAUUUCCAAUUUCUAGCUAUCAGGAUCCUUGCCGCUACUAUCCCAUACAUAAGUAAUACUCUUUUUGAUGUUUUAAUUUCCACCGGUAUUAAAUUUAACAAAAAUAUCUCAGGUUUCUUCCUAAAUGUAUUUUUAAAUAAUUUUUUCAACUCAUCAUAUAUCAUACUCCAAUAGUUACUUAUCAUAGGGCAGCCCCACCACAUAUGUAUCAUGGAUCCUUUUUCUCUUUUACAUCUCCAACCAAGGUCUGAAUUGUUUUUGAACAUUUUGGCUAUUUUCUCCGGUGUUUGGUACCACCUGUACAUCAUUUUUAAUAUAUUUUCUUUUAAAUUAUAGCAGGCAGUAAAUUUCAUAUCUUGCUUCCAAAGUUUUUCCCAAUGUUCUAUUGGGACAUUAUAUCCAAAAUCCUGGGCCCAUUUUAUCAUCGUUGAUUUAGUUUGCUCUUCUUUGAGUUCCCAUUCUAGUAGCAGGUCACCCCAUUUUCAACAGAAGCAUUGCAACCAGUGCCAGACAGAUGGGGCAUACAAACAGGGAGAGGCGUUUUAAUUCAACAUUUUUAUC
Molecule: messenger RNA, 4668 nt
Organism: Zootoca vivipara (common lizard)
Lineage: Eukaryota; Metazoa; Chordata; Lepidosauria; Squamata; Lacertidae
Product: E3 ubiquitin-protein ligase TRIM7-like
Molecular function (GO): zinc ion binding; protein binding
Source: RefSeq, a predicted model, not a curated record